Molecule: messenger RNA, 388 nt
Organism: Spirometra erinaceieuropaei
Lineage: Eukaryota; Metazoa; Platyhelminthes; Cestoda; Diphyllobothriidea; Diphyllobothriidae
Source: the annotation of a GenBank genome assembly
AUGUCCAACGGAUCACAGCGUCGCCGCCUCCGAGAUGAAUCCUCGUCUGCAACCCUGCAAGAGGCCAAAAGGUAAGUGACCCCACAGGGAACUGGCGCGCUACAAGGUGGACAUCGUCGCACUCAGUGAGACCCGGUUCUCCAAACAAGACCAACUGGAGGAGGUGGGUACCAGUUGCACCUUCUCCUGGAGCGGUCGCCUCAAGGCAGAACGAUGGGACGCGGGUGUCGCCUUCGCCAUCCGGAACGUUAUCGCGGGACGACUGCCCUGUCUGCCGCGGGGUAGCAACGAUCGCCCAAUGAGCCUCCGCCUGCAUCUACGGGGAGGCGAUUUAACCACCAUCUUCAGUGUCAGCCGCACACAUGUUGAGGAUUCCCGUCCGUUCUAG